Molecule: messenger RNA, 1454 nt
Organism: Xylaria bambusicola
Lineage: Eukaryota; Fungi; Ascomycota; Sordariomycetes; Xylariales; Xylariaceae
Exons: 2
Coding region: 464-1276 (270 amino acids)
Source: RefSeq, a predicted model, not a curated record
UAUUCUGAUAUUUCAUGCCAAACGUAUCAUUGUUCUUGAAGAAUUAUAUACACUUACUUAUAUGUAUUCACUCAUCGCUGACUCUUGUGAAGCACGAAACUCUUGUCUCAGACAAGUUGGGUGAAGCAAUCGCUAGCAUCCGAGUGCGACACUGUAAGCGUUUGACCCCUGGAUACAACGCACGCCACAUCCUCAUCCACAGGACUCACGCAGCGUGAGAAGUGAUGUAACCACGUUACAGUACCAGCAUUCUGCGCCGCAGCACCAGCCAGGAACGAACUUAGAUCUACUAUAUCUAACCGACAGUUCUGAACAGUGCAUGUUCUAUGGGGCGAGAGUCGGGCCACAUGCGGCUAACGGCAGCUUGGCAAGAAUAUAAGAAUCACGUCUCAUGUCUCCAACCCGUAACAUGGUAUACCUCCGCUCUGUUCGGCAUUUCUCUUUGUACUAGCCCUUGGCUACCAUGUCAGCACACUGCUACAAUUACGUUGGCGGCAAGCUCACAUCUUAUGGCGACGAUAUCGAACCCCAUUACUUCCCAUGUGGGCCGGUGAAUAGCACUAAUCCCGCGGUGCAGUGCUGCGCGUGGGGAGACAGUUGUCUUAGCGGCGGCAUCUGCUCAUAUACCCACUCGCUAGCUGGCGGGAGUGGCUACUACGCCGCUGCUUGUACAGAUGAGACUCUUCAAGACGAGGCCUGUAGAUCGAUAUGUGGCGGUCAACUGAGGCCUGACGUAACGUAUAUACCUGAUAGAGGUCUAUGGGCUUGCUGCCGCUCCGAUGAAAAUGGCGGCAACCUUGACUGCGCAGAUCCGACAGACGAGACAUUCAGAUUAGAUGCUCCUGAAGACCUACCUGUCUUCUUCAAGGUGCCGGCGAGCGGAUUCGCUUAUACAUCCGAGUCGAUCGCAACGUCGACAUCAACGAUGCCUCCAACGACGGCUUCGACGCCAUCCUCGACACCGACAUCAACCAUGGCAUCCUCGACGCCACAGCCCACGAUAUCAGCGGGACUAUCGAGUGGCGCCGCCGCUGGUAUUGGCGUCGGAGUAGCUGCCGCGGUGAUCAUCGUAGUAGUACUUGCAUGGCUUGCUUUCAGGAGGCAGAAACGAAGGCGGGGGACAACUACAUACGGAGAGCCUCAACAUCGCAGCGAGCUUGGGCACGACGAAAUAAAAUUGGCUGCAACGACACCAACCCAAUCGCAAAGUGAAUAUCGGCAGAGUCACGUUCAGGAACUUGGAGGCAAUCAGACCUUCAGUGAGCUGCCUGGUUGAAAUGCCUGAUGAUUUCGUGUACCUUGGGGCAUGCAGAAUAACGCGUAGUCCGUGACACGGGAUGAGUGUAUAUAAGCUUGCCUUUGUUGAUUAAUGCGUGUUCCUGCACACAGUAAUGUAUCAUAAUCACUUCAGAAGGGCAUAUCUAAUUCAAAAUUAUACUCCUUUAAUGCUAUCA